AUGUGGUCACUAGCAGCCUUCCUGCUCCUGGACCCCAUCUUUGAGCACCUCACCUUGAUUCUCUUUUUCACAUUGACCCCUCACAUACCCUCCCCAGCUACUCUGGAGAAGCCCAUAUUGUCUCUACACCCACCUUGGACCACAAUCUUCAAGGGGGAGAGGGUAACCUUGCGGUGUGAUGGGUACCACCCUCUGCUCCUGGAGCUCCGACCCAUCAGCACUCUCUGGUAUUUGGGCCACCUACUCCUGCCUUCUCACAAGAAGAGCAUUGAGGUGCAGACACCGGGGAUCUAUCGAUGCCAGACACGGGGAGCACCUGUCAGCGACCCCAUCCACCUCUCUGUAUCCAAUGACUGGCUGAUCCUGCAAGUACCCUAUGCUGUGGUGUUCGAGGGCGAGCCUCUGGUCAUGCGCUGCCGCGGUUGGUACGACAAGGUCGUCUACAAACUUCACUAUUACCAAGAUGACCAACCCGUGCGCUACUUCCACUCCAGCGCCAACUACACGGUGCCCCAGGCGCGCGCCAGCGAUAGUGGGCGUUAUCAGUGCUCCGGCACCAUGCGCAUCCCGGUAGAGAGCGCGCCCAUGUUCUCCGCUAAAGUGGCCGUGACCGUGCAAGAGCUGUUCCAGGCGCCAGUGCUGAGGGUGAUGGGCCGGGUGCAGGGUCGCGGCCCGGCCCUCGGCGGGGUGGUCUUGCGCUGCGAGACGCACCUGCAUCCGCAGAAGCGCGACACGCCACUGCAGUUUGCCUUCUACAAGUACAGUCGCCCAGUGCGCCGCUUCGACUGGGGCACGGAGUACAUGGUCCCCGAACCCGAGGUCGAGGAGCUGGAAACCUACUGGUGCGAGGCAGCUACCGCCACCCGAAGCGUCCGGAAACGCAGCCCCUGGCUGCAGCUCCCUGGGCCGGGUUCUCCCCUGGACUUGGCGUCCACCACGGCCCCUGUCCCAAAGGCCGCGGCCUUGGCGCCGGCUAACAAGCCGCUUUCCUUCAGAAAGCCCCCAGUGUCCAGAUCGGUCCCCGCUGUCACCUCCGUCCCGAACACCACCUCAGCGGGGCUGCAGUUCCCCUCAGGUAGAGGGCCCACUGCUGAGCCACCAGCCUGCGCUCCCCCAACGCCCUUGGAACAAACCGCUGGAGCCCUGAAACCUGAUGUGGACCUUCUGCUCCGAGAAAUGCAGCUGCUCAAAGGCCUUCUGAGCCGGGUGGUUCUGGAAUUAAAGGAGCCAAAGGCCUUCCCAGAGCACAGGGAAACACUCGAGACCACUUCCCACUUUGCUGUGAGUCAGGGAACCCCCGAGACCACUGCUGUGGAGAGCUGAGGGAGGGGGUGCUACUGUCUCCUCUCCAGGCGUGUUCAUCCCUGGUCCUGCUUAUCAUCGUGUGGAGACCUUCCAAAGCCAUCUAUUUGCAUCCCUCUGUCUUGCUGUGGUUUGUAAAGUGUGGUGGCUGACAUGUCCCUCUCACACAGCACAUUUGAACAGUUUGUAACCACAAGGCCUUCCCUCUGAUUCCCUUCUUUCCCCUCACAGUUUUCAGUAAGGAAGUAGAAACCUGAUAUUUACUACUUUGAGGUUUAUGUUUGGAAGUGAAUUUAGUCAUCCUUAGGUUUUCAUAUUAACCCCCCCCCCACACACACACACAUAUUUCAGGAGGGGCAAUUUUUUUGUACUUAAGGUCAUUGAGAUAACUGAGUCCUUUGGAGCAUUUAAGGGUCAAGUUGUAAUUUGUUCAUCAUGAAUUUAAUGUUAAACUUUAAAAGACUUUCAGUUCUGUUUCUGAUGAGUCCUGGGUUCUAGUUUUAGAGGGGGAAAAGGAUUUGUGUGGACCUUCCAUUCCAGGUUAUAAUGAUCAGUGUACUGUCACACUCACCCAGAUGUACCUCUUGCACUAAUGUUAGACAGACUGAUGGACUCUGGUGGCAGCAGGCAGGCCAGACUCACUUUACCUUGAAUUAAGUGGUACUAUCUGCAUCAAUAAAUCUCUUUGAAGAAAAUUUAAGACAAAUUCUCAAAACUGCUGAAUUCUAGUUUUUGGCAGUUUAAUUUUUUUAUAUUUCCCUAAGAACCAUUCUAACACUAAUACUCAAUUCAAUUUUUACGAGUCCUCCAUCUGCCUACAAAAUAACUGGUUCUCUACAAGGCUGGCAUGAAUCAUUCCCAGGAGAUCUCAUUCUCAUUGGCUCCAUACCCCUCAUCAUUUAAGCCUUACCAUUAAGGCUUAGAACUUGUAACUACCCUCCCAUCCUUCUGCUUAAUAGAUAUUCAGUCACAACGCAAUUUCCCAUUUCUUUUUGAGCAGUUAACCAGAAUAACAUCAACAUCCUUCAUCUUUUUCUUCUUAGUAUUAUCUUCAUCAUGUUAUUAUUACAAAGUCACUGAAAUUAAACAGAGAGAGGCAGGCGGGUGCCCACUAAAUUACAAUGCAGUGUGAUAAGCGCUGUAUGAAACUCGGGGAAUUCAGAGAAGGAGGCUGAACCUUGAAGAAAGAGCAAGAUUUCAUCAUGCGGAGAUGUGCAAAAGAUUGAGGGGUAGGCUGAGGAUGCAAAGGCAAGAAGAUGUGAAAGACCCUAGUGUGUUUGUAAAGCUGAAAAAAAUUGGAAGUGGUUGGAGAAUUAUGUGUUUUUAUGUGUGUGUGCUGGAGGGUAAGGUGUAUUUUAGGGAGAAGGUGGCAGGAGAUGAACAUGGGGAAGUAGAAAGGGAUCAGAACAUGAAAGUCUUUUUAAGAGGUACUUUAACCUGUUGGAUAUUUUGGGUGGAUAUUUGGAAGCAUUCCUUAUUGAGGGCAUCAAUAAACUUUACUGGAGAAGUUAAUUUAAAAUUAGAAAAGAGCAAUCAAAUGAACUGAUU
This is a messenger RNA of Sus scrofa (pig), 2850 nucleotides long. NCBI's taxonomy places the organism in Eukaryota, Metazoa, Chordata, Mammalia, Artiodactyla, Suidae. The record is from RefSeq and is a predicted model, not a curated record.